Pocillopora meandrina is the source of this 3453-nucleotide messenger RNA. Lineage: Eukaryota; Metazoa; Cnidaria; Anthozoa; Scleractinia; Pocilloporidae. The record is from the annotation of a GenBank genome assembly.
AUGAAGGCCAUGUUAGGCGUGGUAAAAUUAUUUCUCUGCUUAGUAUUUCCGGCAUUUGCACUCCAGCAGGAGAUCUUAAACCAAGACUGUCCUUUGUAUGCCGGAACGACCUUUUUCGUCAACACUUCUGGAGUAAACUCUCCUAAUUGUGGGGCUUCAUCGAAGCCCUGUUACAGCAUAUCCUACGCCGUCAAUCUAGCGGUUAGAAAGAACGUUAGCUCGCUAACUGUUAAUAUUUCCACGGGAAAAUACGAAGAGUUGGAAAGUAUUAAACUGGACUGUGGAAGAUGGAGCUUACGGAAAGUUACUUUUUGGGGAGAGCGGUUAGUGAACAGAGUAAUAUGGUUUUGUGUGUGUGUCCAAUGGCUUUUUCACGUGAUAACUUAUCAACCGCUUUGUAUUUUGAUUUUCUCCAACUUUGCUUAUAAAAAAUGCUGCAAUCUAUUUUUCACCUUUGGUUUCCUCUAAAAGUUUUUUUGUAACUUUUUUUAAAAUAGGGUUAAUGAACAAUUGGUCGAAGUUGACUAUUCAUUAGACGUGCUGCUCUGUGAAGUGAGCUUGAUUGAUCUUCACUGGCUAAAUAGCAGGCCAGUGAUUCACCAAGCCUCUAUGUCAGAUGUGGCGAUCUGCCAGUGCACUGUAAAAGGAACAAAUAUAAGCAUCACUGGUAGCUCAUCCAACAUUAUUCUUAAGUACAGCAACAUUUCAAGCAGUUCAGGUUACCAUCCAAAGUUACCAUUACUAUCGAUGGCAACUCUUUCAGGAUUUCACAACUUCGUGCAGAUUUUAAAUUGCAACUUUGUGAAGAAUGUUGGGCCUGUCCUCACUGUAGAAAACAUUAAUCAAACAUCUAUUGUUGACUCAUAUUUGGAAGGAAACAAAGUACUGGCAGGUGGUUCUAUUAUUACGGGACAUGUUUCACAUCUUAAACUCUCUGGAACAAAAUUUAUCAGAAAUGUUGGACAUUUGCUGUUUUUAGAUGAUAAUCAUUCCUUGGCCAGUUUAGAGGUGAGUAUAGAGGUCACAGCAAGCUUUUCAAGUUAUUUUAGCUCUGAAUUUCGAGCAGUUAACCCUUCACAACCUAAGAUGGUUCUCCAUACUGUUUUUCUACACAUUUCCUCACUCCUUUAACCCCCCCUGAAUCAAACAUUAAAAUGUUUGAUUCAGGGGGGGUUAAAGGAGUGAUGAAUCAAAAGAUGUUGACACAUUUCAAUUUGUUUUAUAGUAUGACUAAUAACUUUGUUUUUUUGUUGGUUAUGAGGAAUGUGAUUUCAGCUGUAACAUGGUCAAUAAGAGUUUGUUUUUGUCACCUGUGCUGUUGCAAAACGUUCAUCAAGUGUCCUGUGAUGACUGCACUGUGGAUGCAGACUGCCCAGGUAAUAUGUCUGGUUGAAGUUUCAAAUUCUGAAGUAUUUUUAAGUUUUAGGUUGAAAUUACCAGUAGGAACUUACAGCUUAGGAACUGCGUCAAACAAAAGCAUGCUACAAUGCACAAGGUAAACUGUAAUAAUAAGGUAAACUGUAUUAUAGGUAGAAGCUGAAGGGAGGUUUCUUGUGAGAUAAAUGAAAAUAGACAGUGGAAGAAAACUCUAAGCAUUCAUUUCACAAUAAAUGAUUUUGAGUAGAUGCAAGUAUUAAGGUACAUAUGGAUGUAGCCUGACCAGUCCAAAUUUGUAAUAGAGCCUGGAACUACCAUGCAGGUCAUUAGGGGAGAUUUCUUAGAAAGGUGGUUUAUUAGAAAAGAGAGAAGGGCUUGUUGGACAGUGGGCUGUUAUAGAGGGGGCAUGUCUGAGAGGGGGCAAAUCAGAGAGGGGGCAUACUCAAGAGGAGGAUUUUCUAACAGAAGGGUGGUGUUUUUUCGACAGUGGGCUUAUCAUUGAGGGAGCCUUGUUAUAAUGGAAGAGGGGUGGGCUUGUGGAGACAAGGGCUUCUUAGGGAGGGGAUCUUUGACAGGAAAGCUCAAGAUGGGGGGGGGCUAAUUUAAGAUGAGGACUUUUAAGAGAGGAGUCUUAUUUAUGAGGGCCAAUGAAUAGAGAGGGGAGCUUAUUACAGAGAUGGGCUCAUUAAAAUGUGAGUGCUCUAUAUGGAUUGUUAACAGACCCUUUGGUGUCUGUUUCCCUUAUUAAUACUCAUCAGAGAAAAUUUCACCAAACACAUUGAAGUAUUAAACUUAAUUGCUUGUGAUCUUGCAGCUGUCCAGCUGGAACAUACAGUUCAAAGACAAGAAGCAUGCAGUGCACACGUUGUGCAAAGGGUGCCUUUGCAUCAAAGACAGGGUUUGUAUUAUUAUUAUUAUUAUUAUUAUUAUUAUUAUUAUUUUGAUUUUUGUUAUUAUUUUUUUCUUGUUGUGGUUGAUAAGAUUCCAGUUUUCUGAAAACAGGCACUUGUAAAGAUGUUUCUUCCUUGGUUAUAAACUCAGAGAACUCAACCUCAGUACACUGUGUAGCAUGCGCCAUUAUUGAGUUUUAAGGAUUAAGAUUUGUGUAAGGAAGCAAUGAAAACAUUUCUGCGUGACAUUACUGCAACUGACAGUUUAGUAGACCGUUUCCUAUUCCCGAAAUAGAUUUAGGUCAAGUGCGCAUUCCCUCUUGUAAAAUUCCGCUUUAUUUGUAUGAAGAUUAUGGAAUAAAUAUGCAGUAUUUCUAGAGAUCUUUAUAGAGGUGUCUUAUGUGCAUGUGUUGAAAUAUGAAAGUUACCUCGUGAUACUUUAACCCUUUAACCCCUAUAAGUGAUUAACAUGUAACUUCUUGCUAUAACAUACACGCAUUGUCCAACCAACAUGUUAUAAGAAUACUCAAAUUUAUCAAGUAGCUGAUUUAACACCAAAUUCUCGUGACUUAUUAACAAGAAAAUGUAUAGCAGUUAGAUGGGAGAAUUAACAAUCAGAUCUUGGGAGUUAAAGGGUCAAGAAUGAAUAGAUAUAUUGACUUGUUUCAGGUCGACAUCGUGCACCAAGUGUAAGAACGAUUUUUUCACCUCAAAACCAGGUCAAUCUUCAUGUUCUUCAGGUAGGAAGUAAUUUGAUUUUAUUAGUUUCUGGUUUUUCUAUUUGGUCUCUCUUGUUUUGUCUCUUAUGGCUAAGUACGACAACAGGGAUAAUUAAAUAUUGUGGCUAAUAACACAAUACAAUGGCCUGAUCAAGGCUCGAACCCAAAUCUCUCUACCUGGAGUCCUGCUCGCUGACCAUUAGGGCUCUGUGGCCCUCCAUAGUAGAACUCAGAAAGUUUUGUCUUUAUUUUUGUUCUUUACUUUUUUUUUUUUCCUAUCAGCGAGAAUUGGUUUUAUCGUGUUCACAGUGUUCGUGUCUCUUCUAAUUGCCGGGCCCCUGCUGAUUCUGAUCUUGCAAAAGCGUUCAAGAGAGGAGAAGUGUUCCUUGUGUAUUCCCCGCUCGCCGUCAAGGCAGAGAUUGCGCGAAGAUAAACAACCUAACAUCUAUGUUAUACAAAAUGAAUAA